CACUGAAAGAAGCCUUCCAUUGGUUUACUUCAGGUCACGUUCAAUGUGAUUUUAAUGAGUGUUUUUAUUCAAAUAGGAUCUAUACAAUUCAUUGAACCCUUGAACAAAUUGAAAUUGAGACAAUGACAGGAUUCUUUCUCCUUUUUACAACUGAACCAUUGUCAGUUCUUACUGCUGAUAUAAUGUGUGUCAUGCAGUUUAUGAACAAAAUCUGUUUCUUUAGAAUCUUGAAAAGUAUGUUUUACUUUGCAGCUUUUAUAUUAGAAAUGGUUGUUUAUUAUUGUCUAUUAUCUGAGGCUGCUAAGAGUUUCUGACUUUGUAUGGUUUUAUAGUUGCUGUUUCAAUUUUAUUUGUUUUAUUUCCUAAGUGUUGUACUGCUGGUGACAUAACCUGGACUUUGAUCAGUUUCUGGCAUAGCUGUAACCGUGGGAUGAGGCAUGUCGGGGUUUGUCUCCUGGUUGACAUUAUUCUGAUUGUUAAAGCACAAACUUUUUAUGAUGUCUAGUGUUGUACUCCCAUUACAGCUUAUUUGUAAUUCAGUAAAUGCAGAAAUAAUAUCCAGGUUUUACAGAAUGUCAUAAUUUGAGUGGUGAAUAGGUUCUGUUAGUGCCUAUUUAUUUUUAUUGUACAAAGUGUUUCCACUGAGAUGUUUUUUGUGCAUCUGUUCAUUGACUCCAUAUCUUUCUAAAUUCCAAGAUGUGUAAAAGAUGUGCUUUGGGAGACACACUUACAAGUGCUCAGGCCUCUGUGGGGAUUUCACAGCCAUGUGAACGACCGCUAGUAACCUCUCAUGUGCCCUCUUGCUCUCUUUUUUUCUCCCUCCUUUUUUCUCCUCUCACUCUCUUACUCACUCACCCACCUUCUCUUCUGUCAUUCUUUCCAGUUGCUUGUUUUCUCACUUGCUUUCUUGUUUUCAUAAAAUCCUUUGGAACACCUCAGCAUUGGAGCUGUACAACCUCCAAACAGAAGUCAAACUCUUGUUUUUCUCUCUUUGUUUUGCUGUCAGUCAGAAAGCUGCAACACAGAAGAGUCUAUUAUAGGAGAGAAGUUUCCUCCGAUGGCAUCCAGACUUUUGGAGAGGAUAAACAUGAUGUGCUGCUAGUGACGCAGAGAACAACAUGGACAGACAAUAACAAAUCGUCACACUAGGGGUGCAGUCUUGGUUCGUUAUGACAAGUGGCUGUGUGGAAGAUGUCCACCCUUUCUACGACUGAUAUCACUGAUGUUGGUCAUGGGGACUCUCUGUGCUGCGCCAGUGAAGAGGGCCCUUCAGCAGCAACAGCAGAAGUGAAACAGGAGACUCUCAGUCAGACGGCCUCAUACAGCACCUCACACAAUGAGCUGAACGACACGCUGUUCAUGGAGCCCAGCGACAUCAAGAUGUACCCCACAGAGGACACACCUGCACCAGAGGGUCAGCCAGUCAAGAGAAAGAAAGGCCCUGCUCCCAAGAUGCUGGGGAAUGAGGUGUGUAGCGUAUGUGGAGACAAAGCAUCUGGCUUUCAUUACAAUGUGCUGAGCUGUGAGGGCUGUAAAGGUUUCUUCAGACGCAGCGUCAUCAAAGGAGCGCAAUACACUUGCAAAAAUUCAGGCCGCUGCGAGAUGGACAUGUACAUGCGGCGCAAGUGUCAGCAGUGCCGUCUGCGCAAGUGCAGAGAGGCCGGCAUGCUGGAGCAAUGCGUUCUGUCAGAAGAGCAGAUCCGACUAAAAAAGAUGAAAAAACAGGAAGAAGAGACAGCACGUACCUCUGCAGUGGCAACACCCAGCCCUGCUCCUGAGAUGCCCCCUCUGGCUCCUGAACAGCAGGAGAUGAUUGAAAAACUGGUGGCCAUGCAGAAACAGUGCAACAAACGCUCUUUUCUCGACCGGCCCAAAGUCACUCCUUGGCCACAGAGUCAGGACCCACUUAACCGAGAGGUUCGACAGCAGCGGUUUGCUCAUUUCACUGAGCUGGCCAUCAUGUCUGUGCAGGAGAUUGUAGACUUUGCUAAACAGCUGCCUGGCUUCCUGGAGCUCACCCGAGAGGACCAGAUCGCCCUGCUGAAGACCUCAACUAUAGAGAUCAUGCUGCUAGAGACUUCCAGACGUUAUAACCCAGCGAUAGAGAGCAUCACCUUUCUCAAAGACUUCAGUUAUAAUAAGGAAGAUUUUGCCAAAGCAGGGUUGCAGUUUGAGUUCAUCAACCCCAUCUUUGAGUUUUCAAAAGGCAUGAAUGACCUCCACCUGGAUGAGGCUGAGUACGCUUUGCUCAUCGCUAUCAACAUUUUCUCGGCAGACCGACCGAACGUGCAGGAUCACGAGUUAGUGGAAAGACUACAGCAGCCAUAUGUGGAUGCUCUCCACUCUUACAUCCGAAUAAAACGACCCAACGAUCAUCUGAUGUUUCCCCGGAUGCUGAUGAAGCUGGUCAGCCUACGCACACUGAGCAGCGUCCACUCAGAGCAAGUCUUUGCUCUGCGCCUCCAAGACAAGAAACUCCCACCUCUGCUUUCUGAAAUUUGGGAUGUCCACGAGUGAGCCGGCGCUCUGCCUCCAGGACAGAACGAGCCAGUGUCAGAGAAACAUGGGUGGGCAGGGGUCCUCUACAGACAGAACACAGGGUCAUGAUGUCCUUAAGGGCUGAAAUGUCUCCCACUGUCACGAGAAGCCUGCUUUUAUCAUUCUCUUCCUUGACUUCUAUAUUUUGGACCCAGUGGUCAGUGAGCUGCUUCCUUUUGAAUGUGCUAUUGAUAGACUGUAUGGCCAGAAGUAGCUCAGGGACCGUUCAGAACAGAUAAUGGUUAUUUAACCAUGGUCAUUAGAGCUUGGACAUCAGGAUGGGUUUGGAUUCAGAGACUGACUUGCUAGAGUGAGCAGCCACAAACAGUGUGGUCAUGGUUUUUUUUAGUCGUUGUUGUUGUUUAUACCUAAUGUUUCCAGUACCAAAAGCUUUGAGCAGGUUUUGGCAAUGGUUUCUACUUUCUAAUUAACAGAAGAGGUUGUCUUGAAGGUUCUUCAUUACAGAAAUGUAGUUUAUUUACAGUGUUUUUUGUGAUUCCACUCUGGCUGAAUGGUUGGAAAUGGCUGACGGCCAUUUGAUUUUAUUUUUUUUUAACAUGCAUAGAUCACGCAUAACAAUGAGUAACACAGUCUUCUGUUAGUACAGACUCAUUCGCUCAUUUUUAUUACAUGAUGUUUGACAUGCAUUUAGUCUCUAAUUAUGUUAAAACACAAUCUUCUGUUAACACCCAAAGGUUUUUAUGGACAAAAUCAAUCAGUGCUUUACCAGUGCAAGCCAUUCAGAGCCCAUGUUACACAGAUCCAGCACAUCACAACCUACACAAGGUAUUCUGUUUUCUGCUGGUUGGAAUAUUCAGAAGAAGAACUGACAAACCAAAUGGCCUGAUUUUAUGAGGUCGAACGUACUGCAGAUGUAUUCUGCACACCAUCCCAAUGUUUUGGAGUGGUUAAAAGUGCUUAUCAGUGUAGCAUAUGGUUGGCUGUGAUCGGUAAGAGUCACUGGAGCUGUUAACCCGAAUCAGUGUGCUGCUCAACUCACAGCGACUACUGAGAUACAUAGAUAGAUAGAUAACCUUCAAGUGUGAAGCCUUCUGAAAACUUAAUGCAGACCAUGAUUAUUCCUUUUCCAUCACAUUAUCAUGUGUAGUUACUGCAAUCUCCAACUUAACAUGCUGUAGUUUCUUUUUUCUUUUUUUGACUCAUCAGUUCUACUUAGAGGGCUGAUGUUGUUUGACAAUUAAUUCUCGAAAACAUAACAUGCAUACACAAACUAAAUCUCAGUUUGAUGCCUAUGUCUUAAUCAAUGUGUCAUUUUUGUCCCUGAAUACAAAUCACAAACGAACAGUACAGAAAUAUAUAUCUUCCAAAAUCAGUGGUUGAAAUUGUCAUAGAAAAUAACUUGGGCCAUUAUUGUUGUACUUCAUCACUUGAUUUUUAUUUUUUAAAAUAAAUAAUAUCAUUGUUAUAUUUAGUUCUAUAUACACCCAUUCUUCAAAGAGGAUAGUUUUGUCAACUUUUAUUCACACAUACUAAAUAAUUUAAUUUAAAUCUUUAAUAUUCCUUUUUGUGUGAUUUUGCAAUUAUCUAGCAGUCUGUUUUAACACAGUUUUGUUGAAUGAAUGAAUGAAUGAAUGAAUGAGGCAUUUAUAUUAUGUUGUACCUCACUUAUACAUUAUGAUGAUAUUCAGAUAGUCUGAAUGCACACAGAAUAAAACCUGUCCCAUCCACAUCAAGAGAGAUUGGCAAUGUAUGUGAAACAACCGUAUUUUGGUAUUAAACUUAACUGGAUCUCAGCAGUAGCUCUGAAAAAAGGGACUAGGCAAAUGAGAGCACUUUGUAAUUUCUUCUUAUGCACCGUAACAAUGCAAAUAUCCAGUGUGACCAUGUACAAUUCAGGUUUUACUGAUCUUAAAAACCACUUUUAUGAUGGCAUGGGUUGUUGUGAAUCAAUUACAGAAUUUAACAUUGCAAAAAUAAGCAUCAUUUCUAUGGUUGACUAAUACAGUUGGUUUGCUGUGGCAUUCUUUGCCCUGACUGUGCAUAUUGUUGAGACUUUGUUUGCUAAAUCAGAUGCUGAUGUGUUCAUUUUUAUACCACCUUUCUGUCAGCUAGUGAAAUUGCUAAAUGCACAUUCGUUUUCCUCAAGAUCUUUUUGAUUUCUGAUUAAUCUUGUCCAGGCUCAUUUUAUUCUAAGUCAUUUCCAAUCUUUCAAAAGGGCUUGAAAAUACAAUUGUGUCAAUGCAGUUCUUUUACCUUCAUCUGUUCAGCAGCCAAACUCAGACAGUUCACAAAAUGAAACUUGGUAUAAAACCCACUGAAAGACACAUUGUUAAACCUCAAUGAUCUUCCUGAUGAUUUGUCAUUGCUUAUCAUCUGUUUGUGCACAUUUGAAGUGUGAUGAGGGCAUAGACAAAUUGUAGUCAUCACUGAAAUGAGUGUUUACUCCCGCUGCUCUAAGCUGUUUUGUCCAAACUGAAAUGAUAAAAUGAUUUUCUAACAGAGUGUUAUUACAUGAGGCAAAGUGUAAUGCAAAGUUGAUUGUAGUUCUAAUUUAUUUGUACCCUCUCAGCUCAGUGGACCUCCUUGCUCUGAUUAACAUUAGUCUUCAAUAGAGAGUCAUGGACGUCAUCAUAGAAAUGCAACCUUAUGUUUUUAACGCCUUAAGUCCUUGGAUGUAUACUGCUUUAUAUGUAUAAAUUAAAAGUAGACUAAAUUUAUUGUUCUGUGAGAGUAUAUAUUUAUCUGAUAAAAAUGCUGAAAAACCUAGAUGACUCAAAGCCUAUUCUUUAUACAGAAAUGCAUUUACCUGAAACAGGGAACCUCCGAAUUGUUUCUGUCUUUUUAUUACUGUGCUGUUUUUUAAAUAGAUCAGGGUUGACCCUGUUAAUAAAUACUGAAUCUGAGCUUACA
This is a messenger RNA of Onychostoma macrolepis, 5409 nucleotides long. It is a transcript of the gene nr1h3, whose product is annotated as nuclear receptor subfamily 1, group H, member 3. The coding region runs from base 1192 to 2517 and encodes 441 amino acids. The transcript has 10 exons. Gene Ontology annotation, molecular function: RNA polymerase II cis-regulatory region sequence-specific DNA binding; zinc ion binding; nuclear receptor activity. Lineage: Eukaryota; Metazoa; Chordata; Actinopteri; Cypriniformes; Cyprinidae. The record is from RefSeq and is a predicted model, not a curated record. Gene Ontology annotation, biological process: positive regulation of transcription by RNA polymerase II; cell differentiation; negative regulation of transcription by RNA polymerase II.